This is a messenger RNA of Aricia agestis (brown argus), 1908 nucleotides long. RefSeq names its product UDP-glucosyltransferase 2-like. The transcript is spliced from 9 exons. The record is from RefSeq and is a predicted model, not a curated record. Bases 337 to 1866 code for a protein of 509 amino acids. Gene Ontology annotation, molecular function: UDP-glycosyltransferase activity. NCBI's taxonomy places the organism in Eukaryota, Metazoa, Arthropoda, Insecta, Lepidoptera, Lycaenidae.
CCUUUGGGAACGGAACCCUAAAAAUUAUGAAGAUCAACAUUGACUAAAUAACGUACCGUAAGUCGUAACGAGUUGCGGUUACCGUCAGUUAUAAAUCAGCUCUGGCUUAGUAAUAUAGUGUUAGUUUAAACAAUAACAGUACCAAACAAUAAUCGUGAAAAAAAUAAUUGUGAAAUAUUACUCAAGAGACAAGAGUGAACUGUGAGUUUGUAUUCUGUGACUGUGAGUCACCAUAUACCAGACAGGAGCAACAAUUAUCUAUUCCGUCGCAGGAGCAAAAUCGAAUGAACUCAUGCUCGACCGAUUUUAUUUUUGAAUUUAGAAGGCCAAUUCAAGAUGAGGACGCUCAUACUAUUGUUUCUUUGUACGAUAUCGAUGGCUUUUGGCUACCGACUGUUGGCCGUCCAGACUGCUCCCUCCAAGAGUCACUACAACCUCCUGGUGGGGCUGGUGAAACCGCUACUUGAAGCAGGACAUGAGAUAACGUUUGCUGCAAUAUUUCCGGACAAGAAACCUUUAAAAAAUCUACGAGUUAUCGACCUAAGUGAGGUUCAGAAGGCCAUUGAACACGUAAACGCCUUGGACCAAGAUAAGGUAUCGUUUUCCCGAAUGAAUGAGUUAAUGUCGAAUAUAUCCCACUUGGUGCUGAAUCAUCCGGAGGUGCAGCAUGUCAUGAGGGAGGAGACCUUCGACGCCGUCAUCACAGAGUGGCUGUUCCGUGACGUAGAGGCUGGAUACGCAGCUGCGCUACAAGUCCCAUGGAUACUCUUACACGGCAUGGAGAUGUCUCCCCACAUGGAGAACCUGGUGGACACGGUGCGCCACGUCCCCACCAUCCCCCUCGUGCUCAACGACGCCCCCAUCCCCAUGAACCUGCCGCAGAGACUGAUGAAUACGGCGUGGCAUUUGCUGAUGAGCUUCGGUUUUUAUAAGGACUUUUCAUCGAACGAGGCCGAAUACCAUGCGAUGUUCGGUCCGAUAGCCGAGGCUCGCGGGCACCAGCUCCCGCCCUACUGGGACGCGAUACGCGACGUGUCGGUCCUCUUCCUCAACUCACAUCCGUCCUUUACCGCGGCCCGCAGUCUGCCGCCUAAUGCUGUCGAGAUCGGGGGUUAUCAUAUUGACGAAAAUGUUCCACCACUGCCAAAGGAUUUGCAAGUAUUACUGGACUCUUCCAAAAAUGGAGUGAUCUACUUCAGCAUGGGGUCCGUCAUCAAAGCCAAGAAUCUUCCUGAAAAUUUGAGAAACGAAUUGAUAAAGAUGUUCGCGGAGCUGCCCUACACCGUGCUCUGGAAAUUCGAAACUGAACUGAAGGACCUGCCGAAGAACCUCCACGUCAGACCCUGGAUGCCUCAACCGAGUAUUUUAACUCAUCCAAACGUGAAGGUCUUUAUUACUCACGGAGGUGGCCUCAGCACCAUCGAAUCUCUUUACUACGGGAAACCGAUCCUGGCUGUACCGGUGUUCGGAGACCAGCCCGCCAACGCCGAGCAGGCCGUGCGGGCCGGCAGAGCCCUCAAAGUGCCGUACUCAAUAAACAUGGUUGGAGACCUCAAACUGGCUUUGAAGGAAAUGCUCAGCAACGACAGCUACUACCAGCGAGCACAGUUCCUGUCGAGUCUAUUCCACAAGCGGCCGGUGCCGCCGAAGCAGCUCGUCACCAGCUAUGUGGAACUCGCCAUUGAGAGCAAAGGUGCUCACCACCUGCGCUCCAAGACGCUCCUGUACAAGUGGUACGAGAUCUGGAUGCUGGACCAGGCGGCCGUACUGCUGGCGGUGCUGUACAUCCUCUAUAGAGUCAUCAAGAAGAUAGUGUGUCUGAUAAAAGGAAUGUUCUCGAGAACGAAAAAAGUUAAAAAACAAUGACAAACUUAGGUAAGGGAUUGUAAAUAAAUAUUUUAUAUGAAA